Molecule: messenger RNA, 597 nt
Organism: Acanthosepion pharaonis
Lineage: Eukaryota; Metazoa; Mollusca; Cephalopoda; Sepiida; Sepiidae
Source: the annotation of a GenBank genome assembly
AUGGCAAUUGCCGAGCAGCGAAUAAGACGAGAAUUCCGAGAAGUUAUUCGAAGUGAAGAGGUUGAAAGAUGCCGUAUCAAAGUGGAAUUAGUUAAUGAUAAAUUUAAUGAGCUGAAAGGAGAAAUAGCUGGACCACCAGAAACUCCUUAUGAAGGAGGAAAAUUUCAGCUUGAAAUAAAAAUUCCAGAGACUUAUCCAUUUAACCCUCCAAAAGUUCGAUUUGUUACCAGGAUUUGGCAUCCAAAUAUUAGUUCUGUAACUGGAGCUAUUUGUUUAGAUAUACUCAAGGACCAAUGGGCAGCUGCUAUGACCCUUCGGACAGUUCUGUUAUCACUGCAAGCCUUAUUAGCAGCUGCUGAGCCUGAUGACCCACAGGAUGCUGUAGUAGCAAGACAGUACAAGGAAAGGCAAGAUGUUUUUCAAAAAACAGCUACGCAUUGGACAAAUGUAUAUGCUGGAGGGCCUAACCAUGCGGAUGAUUUAGAAGACAAGGUUCGACAGUUAACAAAUAUGGGAUUUGAGGAGGACCAAGCCCGAGUAGCCUUAUCCUCACACAACUGGGACACAGCCCAAGCAACAGAUUUCUUACUAAGCUAA